AUGGAGUCAUCUCACCGAUGGCCUAUCCAACAUGCUAAAUCCCUCAACCUCGCCUCCUCCUCUCAAUCAACCUCACCAUUCGACCUCACCCUACUCCCAUCAGAAGUAUCUCUUCUCCUUCUAGAGUUCCUCGCAAGAACAUGCGACUCCCACACCCUGCUAAAUCUGAUGCGUCUAUCGAAAGAAUCAUACAAGUACUUCGGUCCGGCUUUAUAUCGGGGUAUCAUCGUCACCACCACCAUAUUUGACCGGUUAGAUUUCGCUUUGGAGAGGAGAAUGCAUAAGGAACGAUGGGAUAAAAAUCAACAAGAACUUGUGAAGUUAGGGGUAAAAGAAGAGAAAGGUAAUACCCUCUUAGGAGAGUCAUCGAGAGAUCAGAGUACUUCAACCGAAAAUGAGGAUAAGGUAGAGGUGAUAGAGGGUAAUAAUCCAUUAGAAGAACUGUGUAUGGUAGAUCCGUUAUCGAUACAUCUAAGAAAGGUAAACCUGUUAUCGAAUAUCAGAUGGGUCGAUAUAAAAUCCACUUCGUCAUUGCAUGUGGGAACCGAGCAUAAGAGGAUAUUUGAUAAUCUCAUUGGAUUAAAAAUGAAUUCUUCAAUCGGAUUUGAUCAGAAUUCAUUCGGACCUCGUACUAGAAAUGUAUCUACCCCACCACUCAAAGCGUAUCUUAGACCGCGCCAGAUACAUCUCCAGAUCUGUACAGAAGAUGAUCUGCGACCGGGAUGUUUGGGUCUAUAUCUCAAAGAAUUAUGCGAAGAUUGGAACUUAGACUUGGUAGUAUACCAUAUACAUUUACCAAAUCCUGCGAAAGAUGCUUCACAAAGUGGGAAUAUCAACUACAGUGCCGAUAGGAUAAUUAGAAAAUUGAGUGACUUUCCAACCGCCAAGAAAGUGAUGUUCGAUUUUAGGAAUUCAUGUACAGCCGAUCCAUCUUCACUCAACAUCUCACCUAAGACUACUGCUGAGCUACAUAAGAGAGAUGGCGAAGGAACUAGUUGGGAAUUGGUUGAUUUGAAUUGUUGGAAUACCCUGGGUGCGAUUAUGGGUAAGGUGGAUAGUUCAGAUUGGAUACAGAGGAGUAGCUAUUCAGAUCCUCUCGAGGUCGGAACCAAAAUUGAAAAUCAAGAUGAGGAUGGUGGUAAAGAGGGUGAAGGAAAAAUUGAAGUGGUUAGACCUAGUCUUGAGAUUCAUGGUUUACCUUGUAUAACGAAAAUUACGUUGGAUAAUAUGAAGAUUGCAGCUUCUCAGAGAUCACUCGGCCAAGAGCACGAAAGAGCAGGAUGGAAAGAGGGAGAGGGAGAUGAGUGGUUGAGGUAUGACUUAAAAUUGGUCAAUGAGGGUGAUGGUGAGUGGUGUGAGUGUUCCGCUUCUGCAAUAUAA
Molecule: messenger RNA, 1380 nt
Organism: Kwoniella mangroviensis CBS 8507
Lineage: Eukaryota; Fungi; Basidiomycota; Tremellomycetes; Tremellales; Cryptococcaceae
Exons: 2
Coding region: 1-1380 (459 amino acids)
Source: RefSeq, a predicted model, not a curated record